CAAAAGAAAGUGAUUUUUUAUAACAUUUCAGUAUAAAAUGAAGUGAAUAAAUUUAAAACAAACUAAAUUUUCCUUUACCGCCCAAAUCUACCCACUCAUUGGUUCUCGCCAAUAAAAAGUCAUCUGUCAUAUUUGAAUUAACUGUGCUAGAGACAGUUGUGUGAUGCCAGUGUUAACGUAUAUCUCGAAUUAAUCUUUUACCAAAGUAUCGUAUAUGUUGAAACUCGGUCUAUGUUUUAUGAAUAAGUGUCAAAUAAUUGAUGAAUUUAUUUUAUCUACCUUUAAUUCAUCAUUUUAUUCUAUUGAACUUAUUUUAAAUUUUAGUUCUUUUUCUAUUUCUACAAGUUUUAUUGGCAAAAACGAUGGGGGAUAAUUCGUCAGUUAAAGUAGCAGUCAGAUUGAGACCUUUAGUGAAAAGUGAAAUAGAAAAGGGAUGUAAAAAUAUUUUGGAAGUUUAUAAAGAUGCAUCACAGAUUCGUGUCAAAGAUACUGAGAAAGCUUUCACUUUCAAUUAUGUUUUGGACACGGAUUCAUCUCAAGUGGACUUAUAUAAUUCUUGUGUAAAAGACAUAAUUCCAAAUUUAUUCAAAGGAUACAACUUGACUAUCCUUGCUUAUGGACAAACGGGAUCUGGUAAAACUCAUUCAAUGGGAACAACAUAUUCAGGAAAUGAAGAUAUGGGUGUAAUUCCCAGGAGUGUAAAGCAAAUUUUUGAAAUUGUUAAAGAUAAUUUUACAUUUGAUUUUACUAUAACUGUCUCUUUUAUGGAAUUGUAUCAAGAAAUUCUUUAUGACUUGCUGUCAGAAAAACCUAGAGAGCAGUGUAUAUUAGAAAUAAGGGAAGACCCUCAAAAAGGUAUUCACAUUCCCGGUUUGACCGAAAUUCCUGUUGAGAAUACUAAUGAUAUUUUCAAUUGUUUAAUAAGAGGGUCUAGUGGCAGGGCUACUGCAUGUACAAACAUGAAUGCUCAGAGUUCUAGAAGUCAUGCCAUUUUUACAUUAACUAUUGCUAUGCAAGAUAAACAUCAUAGUGAGGAAAAUAAAACAGCGAAAUUCCAUCUUGUCGAUCUGGCUGGAUCAGAAAGGCCUAAGAAAACUGGAGCUGUAGGAACAACUUUCAAAGAAGGUGUUAAUAUCAAUAAGGGACUCUUAGUAUUAGGAAAUGUUAUAUCUCUUCUAGGAGAGGAGAAACAAGAAAAUAGGUUCAUACCGUAUCGUGACAGUAAUCUUACCAGAUUAUUGAAAGAUUCACUUGGGGGUAACAGCAUAACUCUGAUGGUAGCGUGUGUCAGCCCUGCUGACUAUAACAUAGAUGAAACAUUAUCAACCCUAAGAUAUGCAGAUCGGGCCAGGAAAAUAAAGAACAAACCAAUUAUCAACCAAGAUCCUCAGACAGCCCAAAUAAAUGAGCUGAAGAAAACAGUAAAGAUGCUACAACUGCAAAUAUUAGAACAAGGUAUUCCUCAAGUUUCAUUAGGGAAUAUAAUGCAUCUGGAACAAGAGAUAGCUGAUAUCAAAGCGAAAAAUAGAGAUCUCACUCAAAAAUUAUCGUCUGCCCUUAAUGAUAAAGCUGGUUUAUUUGAAAAACUAUUACAUCUUCAACAAUGCAAUGAAAUUCUGAGCAAAAAAAUUCUGGACCUCAAAGAAAAUUAUGAUGUUACAUUGAAUAACAUAACUCUUGCCAUUGAAAAUGGUAAUACUGACGAACUCAAAGAUUGCCAAACCAAAUUAGAAGAAAUGAAAGAGCAAUUUGAAGAGUUGAAUGCCGAAACCAAAAAAGCUGAAGUAGAUAUGAAUGUUCAAGAAGCAGAAUUAUUCUCCCUUUUGGAAUCUAAUAAUCAAUGCAAUGAAUCUCAAGCUAAAGAAAUAAACGAUAUACAAGAACAUUAUGCCUCAAGACAAAUUGAACUGAAUAACGAAUUGAAAGAAUUGUUGAAAAAACUUGCUAUGAAAGAAAUAUUAGCAAAGGAAAUGGAAAAGAAUGCAGAGAACAUGGUAGACUAUAAGAAUAUUCGAGAGAAUGAACUGAAAAUUGAAGCACUAGAGAGAGAAAAAAAUGAAUUGAUGCAACAACUCAAGAAUGCACAGCAUAACGUGCCGAGCAAAAUUGCUGAAGAACGCCGUAAAAGAGUAAAGGAACUAGAAGGCCAAAUUCAUGAUUUAAUGAGAAAACUGAAUGAACAGAAUAAACUUAUACGAUUGAAAGAAAAAGAUGAACAUAAAAUAAAGCAACUCAAUCAAGAAAUAUUGCAAAUGAAACAGAAUAGAGUGAAAUUAGUGAAAAGUAUGAAAGAAGAAUCUGAAAAAUUCAGGACAUGGAAAUUGAAGAGGGAAAGAGAGUUGGCAAAGCUUAGGCAAGAAGAUGUUAAAAAAAAGAAUCAAAUUCAAAAGAUGCAGGCUAUGCACUUAAAACAACAGAACGUGCUUAAGAGGAAAGUUGAAGAAGCUGUUGCUGCAAAUAAAAGACUGAAAGAUGCUUUGACUACAAGAAAAAUAGCUCAAGAGCACAAAUCUUCUGGACUUGAGAGGUUCAGCAAUUGGCUGAAACAUGAAGUUGAGGUAGCUUUAGGAUUCACUGAGCUUGAAGUUACGUUGGCUGGACUUUUGGAAGAUAGAGCUUUGCUGCAAAAACAGUUAGAUACGUUACAGGCAUCAAGCAAUCCAGAUCUCAAUGAAAUUAAGAAUUUAGAAUAUGAUAUUGAUUUACGUUCUGUACAAAUCCAAGAUAUGCAACAGAAACUUCUAGAGUCAGAUGAUGAUGUAAAAGCUAAAAUCAAUUUAGAUAACGUUCAAACUAUGGCUGAGGCAAAACAAGGUAUGCGAGUACUUAUUGAUUUAGCAAUCGAACUGAAAAAGAAAGAAUGCAGUUUGACAAUGAAAUCGAUUGAAUUAGAAAAUACUCCUAGUGAAAAUCAUCCAGAGAAAAAAGCGUACGAUGAGAAACUGAAGCAACAUGAAAAAGAAUAUUCUAUCGCCCUUGAUAAUUUAGAACAAGAAUAUCAGGAAAAAAUAGCGAUUCUUUUAAGACAGCUUAGGGGAAUAGAAUUGAAAACAUUCAAUUCUGAAUCCGAUGGCGUUAAACUGAUGAAAAUACAGACUGAACAACUCGAGCUUAAAGAAAAAAAGAUCGAAGAAUUAACUAAAUUAUUGGAGCAGAAGCAAGAAAUAAAAGAAUCUUUAGAACCUACAAUAAUUAUUACAAAGGAUGAAACACCUCCAAAAAAAGUCAAAUUAUUGGACGGAACAUUCAUUGUUGAUGGAAAAGAAAAUUUGGAUACUCCUAUGGUGGAAGAAGAUAACGUAUUGAAAGAUCCAGACUGGGUUAAUACUCCAAUAGGAAGGAAGGUUAUGGAAGAUAGAAAGAAUUUAGUUGUCCAAAAGAUGAGACAUACAAUAAAAACAAAGCUUUCGUUUGAAGAUAAUAAAUCAACUGAUAAAGCAGGCAAAAGAUCGUCUGAUGGAGGCUGUGCCUGUACCACUAACUGCCAGACAAACAGAUGUGGCUGUCGGAAAACUGGCCUAGGUUGCAAGAAUGGCUGCAAAUGUAAUGUUUGGGCGUGUACAAACAGAACAGAAGACAAACCAGUGAGUGAAAAUCUUCAAAACUUGGAUAAAAGGACUUUCAAAAAACCAAGAAAAGCACGUAUUGCUAUUAGAAGAGUUUUCAAUCCUGUCACACCCUGAUUCCUUUACCAGUUCCUUCAGAAUUAAAGAGUGAAUAGAAGACCAUAGUGUAUCAAACUGUGAUAUCGCACCUACCGAAAAUUCUAGAUGAUAGGUGGGCAUACCUUACUCUUUAGGAAGAGAAGUUGAAAAUGCUCCUGAAAUUUAUUGAAGAUGUUUUGCUGUCAAUAAAUUCUCAUUAUUUAUGUUAUAAUUUACAAAAUCAAACAAAUUUAGACUAGAUCUAUUUUUAAUUUUUUUGUGAUUUAUAAGUGAUAUUUUUCUUGUUGUUUAUUGAAGUCUAGAAUUUGUUUGAAAGUAUUUUGGACAAUUAAAAAAUAAUAAUGGCAAAAUUGUCUUAACAAAUCUUUCUAUCCUCUUUUGAAAAAUAUAAUUUAUUUACUAUUUUAAUACUAAGUGCAUUGAAUUUUAUGAAUUAAUUUGUUGCAAACUAUUAUCUUCAAGGAUAUUAUCAAUAUUCAGGUUUUAUUGUCUGUUAUUAAAAUAAUAGUUUCAUCAAAUAUAUUUUAGAUAAAUUACAGAGGUAAUGUUUUGCCUUAAAAGUAAAAUUCGAGUGAAAUAAAUGUAUAUAAAUGUGAAUGUAGAAAUAAAAGGAACUUGAACUUGAAA
Molecule: messenger RNA, 4292 nt
Organism: Harmonia axyridis
Lineage: Eukaryota; Metazoa; Arthropoda; Insecta; Coleoptera; Coccinellidae
Gene: Klp3A
Product: chromosome-associated kinesin KIF4
Exons: 17
Coding region: 363-3683 (1106 amino acids)
Biological process (GO): mitotic spindle organization; microtubule-based movement
Molecular function (GO): microtubule binding; microtubule motor activity; ATP binding
Source: RefSeq, a predicted model, not a curated record